AUGGACAAAAGUGAAACUGCUUUAACUCCACAACGGUUGAGAAGUUCAGGAAGUGUUCCCAGUUCAGCCCACCAUUUUGCAUCUUCAUCUAAUCACAUUGAUACUCAAACUGUAGCUCAUCACUCAAGGAAUAGGUCUUCUAAGACAACUAGUGAUUUUGUUAGUCCUCGUUCUGUGUUCCUUGAAUGGAAAUUUUCGUCAAAUUCUCGGAGGGGCACAACCAAUGGCUUUGCAAAAAAUUCCUAUAGUAGUUUCAACAGAAAUCAUCGUGAUAAAGACCGCGAUAGAGAUAAAGAUAGAUCCAACGGUUUAGACCACUGGGAUCGUAAAUGUUCUGAACCAUUGGCCGACCUCUUCUUAGUAAGGACAAAGAGGGAUCCUCUGCGGCGCUCUCAUUCAUUGGUCUCUAGAAAACAGAACGAGCUUGCUAACCACAUAGGGGCUGUAGAUACUAAAUCUGCUGGCAACUUCAACCAGAGCAAUGGCAGUGAUGCACUUUCUGGUGGUAGUAUCAGUAGCAGUUAUCACAAAGCUGUUUUCGAUAAAGAUUUUCCAUCACUCGGUGGAGAUGAAAGACCCGGGUCAGCCGAACAAGGCACAUUUUCUGGGCAAGUUCAAUGCAAAUUCAUGAGGAAGAGCAUAAACGGUUUGGUUCUAAUUCCUUCAAAUCUCAAACAAUCUUGA
Lathyrus sativus (Indian pea) is the source of this 684-nucleotide messenger RNA. Lineage: Eukaryota; Viridiplantae; Streptophyta; Magnoliopsida; Fabales; Fabaceae. The record is from the annotation of a GenBank genome assembly.